AAUGGCUCUCUCUCUUCAGAAGAAUACUAUGGCUAUGGUGAUGUUAAUAGCUUUGCUGCUUGUAUCAGGGUCUGCACAGAAAAUCCCUGAGUGCGUGACAAAGCUGGUGCCUUGCGCUGCGUAUCUGAACUCUACGCAACCCCCAGAGAGCUGCUGCAAGCCACUCAAGGACGAACUGACCAACGAUCUUCCUUGCCUCUGCUCAAUCUUUAAAGAUGAGAAGUUCCUCAAAAGUUUCAACAUUGACCUCAACUCGGUUCUUCAGCUGCCAAAGAACUGUGGAGUCCUCUCCUUCUCCAUUAACAGCAGCUGCUCAAUUUCACCUGCUGGGGCUCCGGCUGCUCCUCCAGUUUCGUCUCAUUUUCCUCCUCCUGCUGCGCCUCCAGCCUUUUCCGGAGGCAACAAGAAGGGUAUCACACAUAGCACAACCUGGUUCGUGCUGUCCAGCUUAAUGGCUCUGUACUUAUUUUGGUGAACAUGAAGCAAAAAAAUGCUAUCCCUGCGAUCAUUGAUUGGUGAUGCAACUGGCAUUUUUAGCUGUUUGGCUAAUCUUGAAAUUUAUAGAGGAGACGCUACUGCUCCUUGAGGAUUGAUGUACCUUAAUAAUUUAUGCCUGUAUAAAAAAAUUUGGUGAGCUUGGUUAACUCAUUUUUGACUGUGGCGCCAGCUCUAAAACUUUUUCGA
This is a messenger RNA of Asparagus officinalis (garden asparagus), 684 nucleotides long. RefSeq names its product lipid transfer-like protein VAS. Bases 2 to 475 code for a protein of 157 amino acids. The transcript is spliced from 3 exons. NCBI's taxonomy places the organism in Eukaryota, Viridiplantae, Streptophyta, Magnoliopsida, Asparagales, Asparagaceae. The record is from RefSeq and is a predicted model, not a curated record.